ACGCUGCCUGGGCGCUGGCGAGAGGCGAUCACCAUGUUUUCAAAGAGAAACAAGACAGGGCUUUGCAGCCGGCUUCCUUCCUCGAAAAUGCUGCUUAUCAAACGCGUGCGGAUCCGGCAGCGCGGAGGAAUGUAAAACGUGAAUUAAAGAAAAGCUGGUAACCAGCGGAGAAGAUACAAAAGCUAAAAUCACUAUGUGGAGCUGUGAAACCUUAAACAACAGUACCAAGAACAGUGAGGACCAGCAUCUCUGCCAUGACUUCCACCUUGUGCUUUCCAUCUUUUCCCUACUCUACCUCAUUAUAUGUUUCCCAAUUGGCCUUUGUUACAAUGGCUUGCUGGUCCUAGUUAAUCUCUAUAACAAAGCUACUAUGACUAUGCCAGAUGUUUACUUUGUCAACAUUGCCAUUGCUGGUCUCAUCAUCAAUGCUCUGGCACCAAUGUACCUUCUAGGUCUUGCCAAUACAAAAUGGGCCAUCUGGAAUUCUAACAAUGAAGUUUAUAUUACCUUACUUAUUUUAUUCAACGUCUCGUCUUUAGUUACCAUGUACUCUACUACAUUACUCAGUCUGGACUACUACAUUGAACGUGCUCUACCUAGAACUUACAUGUCAAGUGUGUACAACACAAAACACGUUUGUGGAUUCAUAUGGGGUGGUGCCAUGCUUACAAGUUUUUCAUCUCUCCUGUUCUACGUCUGCAAUCACGUAUCCACUAAAAUAAUUGAAUGUUCCAAGAUGCAGAACAAAGAAGCAGCAGAUGCCAUUAUGGUCUUUAUCGGGUAUGUUGUACCAGCUAUUGCUGUACUGUAUGCACUUAUAUUAAUCUUGCGAAUACGCAAAGAGGCUACACCACUGGAUCAAGACACUGGACGAUUAGAUCCAUCGGUGCACAGGCUUUUGAUUGCCACAGUCUGUACACAGUUCACGUUAUGGACACCCUAUUAUGUUACUCUCUUGGUAAGCACAUUCACUAAUGCACAAGGAAGAAUUGCAGAUGAAAAUUACAGUCGAAUAUUACAUUUUACCAAGAUUUUAUCAAAAUUCUUGGCUUUCUCAAGCAGCUUUGUAAUGCCUCUGCUCUACAGAUACAUUAACAAAAACUUUCCCAACAAAUUACGACGUUUGCUUAAAAAGAUACACUGUGGGAAUCAAGGGUGUUCUCAUGAACGCACAGUAGUACAGCAAGUUAUGACAUAGGUGUGAAAAAACCCUCUGGUGCUCUGUUACUGCAGGACUUAGCGUACCAGUACUGGGACUGUGAUAUUGCUGUCUUGGUAAUGUGAGAGUCCCAACCAAGAGGCUAGAAGGAGCUUUCCAUUACAGUUAAUGAAACAGUCUUGAUUUUCAAAUAGUUAAUUGUUUGCUGAAAUGUUGUGAGACUCUGGCCUAUGUGCUGUAAUACCUGUGACAUCUAAUACUUUCAAUGCACUGAAUUGGUUACAAAGCAUAAACUCUGUCUUCAUCGCUCUAAUAUUUCUGUCUGAAGAAAUCGCUAAGCAGUUUAUUCAAGUCUUGACUGAAGACACAGCACCUUGUAUCUUUCAUAAAAAAAGGUAUUACUUUCUUUUCUGUACAAAGAAGUAAUAGUGCUAUCCUUCAUGAAGUAAAUACCAUUUUUCAAUGAAGAUGACAUAGAUGAUCUUUACUAAAGAUCAUAUUAUCCAAUUAUACAUGUCCAAAUAGUAAAUGUUAAUUACAAAUUAAAUUAUUUAAUUUCUUUCUCCAUCACUGAAUCCCCUCUAAAAGAAGCCUUAUUUACCAUUUUCAGAAAUUAUUUUCUUGUACAAACUAACCUAAGUUUUAACGUUUAUGGUAAAUUGAUUUUUUCCUAGAUAUAACAAUUAACAAAAACAUGUUUUAUUUUUCCAGUGCUUUGUUUGCAGCCUAAAACAUUUCAAGAAUUCAAAAAUAUUUAUUAACUAAUUCUAAGGGAACUGUGAGAUGUUUGUUCCACAUAUUAAAAUGAAGGACACAGUGGUUUACAAAGUUAAAAUUUAACUAGUAAAGAUUGUCUGCUAAGUGUUAUGGUCCACAUAUGUUCAUGUAACAAGAGUAAUUAUCUUAAAAAUAAAUAUGUUUAUGAUUAACAUUUUGUAUUUUCAAGGGAUAUGUUUGCAACAAAUAAAUUAAAAUGUCUUUAAUCUAGGGCAUCACUGGAGGUUUGGAAACCAUACAAAAUCCCUCAAUACAUACAAGAUUUUAAAAUGGGAGUAAUAUAUAGGAAUCCCAGUCAGCAUCAGCUUUUUGCUGACCUCUCAGAAAUGGAGUGCCUCCCAAUGUGAUUCUUGAAUACACAGUAAAAGUAUAGUUUCUGUAUUUCACAGUGGGGAUGAAGAAAUCCAAUCCAGAUUGCCAAAUUUUACUGAGUAUGUGAAAUACAUAAGAAACACAAACAUGCUGCAGGAAGCAAAUGAACAGUUACCCACAACAGCAAACUACGAAACACUGACCCAAGAACUACCUGUUCCUAUGCUGUUGUUGCAUUAUUAAUGACGGAGGGGGGUAGAAGUUAAAUUGAUAUUCUCCCACUGGUUUUGGGGCAGCAAGACAUCUUUGUCACUCGCCCUGCAACACAGCAGAAUCAUUUCGUUGCUUAACCUGUCACAACACAACUGAAAUUUCACGUGACUUUAUUCAAAAAAUGUGGCUUUUCAAGCCUCUGGUAUAGAAAAAACAUGGAGCAAAACCAGAAUUGAAUCUUUUCCAUUGCUUAUAGUACAAUCUCAUCUGAUAAUUGGUCCUAAUUUGUCAGCAUAGAGACAUGCUUAAGUUCUAAGUGGGAAGCAGGUGAGGAACAGCCUUUUCAGAUCUUUUCCAUUCUCUUCAAUGUUAUUCAAGUAAUUUCUUCUCAUAGCCAUCUUUGCUUAUCUUCUUCAUAUACAAGCAUCUCUAAGUUAUCAACAUCCUGGUAGAAGACUCUCCAUUAAUCUUUACUUUUUUAAUAGCUUUUCAUAUUUUACUGAAUUUUUUUUAACCCUUAAACCCUACACAGUAAAUCAUUAUUUCUAUGGCAUUUUCUCCACACGAAAACUAUCCAGCACAACUACAUCAAUUUAAUUCAUAGUUUUAGCCUGUUGAUAAAAACCACGUUAAGGAAUGAAGCCUUUCUUUAUCAUUGUGUCUGAUUCACACACUAAUUUAUAGUGCCUCUAUGCUGACAUGAUACUGGCUGCUUUGGUUGUUUUUUUUUCCCUUUGAGAGGUUUUCUAUGAAUUUCUACGCAUCUUGAGCAUUCAAGCUCACUUCCACACAGAAGUGCUUAAGAAAGACAUCUUUCCUUACAACUGUGAAGCAAAUAGGCUCCUCUUCUUCCCAUCUGAGGAAAAUUAGGUUUCCUAAUGCACCACAUGAAAUCUCUCACGUAAAAUCUGUUAAAGAAAUUCUGUCCCAUUAUGCAGGAACAAUUCCAGCAGGGAGGAACUGGCUUAUCUGGUGUGAAUAGAGGCUUCCAGAACUGGGACACUGCCAGAACGGUGUGGCUGAACAGGCAGCACUAAGUGCAAUUUUAACUUCCAUGUUGCUUCCUUACUUCUAUUUCCCCCUUCUCCCAAGACAUCUUACUUUCUGUCUCUAACAGCACUGUCACAUUUAUUUCUGUUCCUUUCUCUCCAUGUUAAAUUCCCAGUUUCAGAUCAUGGGUCUUUUAUCAUUUCUCUUUUUCUCUCGUCUUUUUCACUUCUCUGCGCUAUUUAUUUUAUUUUCAUUUUGCUCCUCUGUUCCCAUGCAUGCUUGGUCUCGUACACUUGGUACCAUUCACCACUCACAUUUACUUCAUUAGACUGACUCCUUUACAAUGACCCAAGUCUUAUUCAAUGAUUUGACAUUACAAAUGGAUUUAUGUAGUAAAAUGGAAGCUGCUGUUUAAGAGAUGGAGAAAGAACAAGUUUUUAUAUAAUUUACCCUUGAAAUCUCAAUUUUUAUUUUUUUUCCUAAUCUUUUUCAUUGCAGCAGAGUUAAGUAUGUUUGCGUGUAUCCUUGAUAAUAUACUAAAUGUGAUGGCAAUCAUAUAGACAAACAACUUUCAUAAUUUAAUGAACAAGACCAAUAUCCGCUCAACUUUUUUUAAGAGUCAAUUUGAUAUAUUAGUUGCCUCAAAGAAACUGUGCCAUGGAGCUGCCUGACUGCUAUUCUCUUAAGGAAAUUCUGAACUUAAUUGCAGCACACUCACAUGGUAUCUCUUAAAAAGCAGUAUCCCAAAAAAUGAGAACUUUGCAAUAUUUAUAUAAAAAACAGUAGCUGAGCAAGUGCAGUAAAAUACUUAAGGAAAUACAUGGUAUCAUAAAUAUGGAAGAAUUUUUAUGGACAAAUUUUUAAUAUACAAAGUGCUGAAGAGUGACACCUUUCCAUUUCAAAUACCUGAAGGUUUCUGAUGACUGUAAAUAGAGGCUUAUCUAUUUUGCAUUUAAAUAAAUAUGAAAGACUGUAUAUAUGCAAGAUAAAAAUCAGCCUACUGAUGUAAAAAGAAUUUGCAAAGAAUUUAUUAAAUUAUUUCUUAAAGUGUAUCAUUUAAAUGUAAACCUCUGAACAGUAAGGUGUACUGUAUGUUUCUGUAUGUAUAUACUGUAUACUAGAAAGUAAGCACUAGUUAAGUGCCAUUAUUAACAGUGUUAUUUUCUCACAAAAUUAAACUUAAUAUUUGAGUUGAUCUAUGGCUUAUAGCCCUCUUGCUGAACCGCCAAUUAAGUCGAAUGAACUAACAAAAAUGUUGUGCUCUGCUUCUGCUUGAAUUAACAUAGCUAGCUCAAGACAGGUCCUUGUUGACUAAUCUAGUAGAGGUCCUAGUUUCAAAAGUUUCCAUUUGAGAAUCAAAUUGAGUUGGUCUCUGAAGACAAUUUCAGUUAAUGAAAGAUCAACCACUAGAAAAUUUCUGGUUCUAUUAAAAUGAAGAGAUGUGGCCUCCAAUAUUAUAUCAAAAUACUAUAGAAACGGACUUUCUGCAAAGCUUCACAAAGGAACUAUUGACUCGUAAUAAAUUCUCAAUAAAAAGUGUUAAAGUGUAUCUGGUCAGUAAGAUGUGUGAUUUUUUUUUGGCCUUCUUAAUAAAUAACUGUUGUGGACAAGGUUAAA
Molecule: messenger RNA, 5068 nt
Organism: Gymnogyps californianus (California condor)
Lineage: Eukaryota; Metazoa; Chordata; Aves; Accipitriformes; Cathartidae
Gene: GPR146
Product: G protein-coupled receptor 146
Exons: 2
Coding region: 194-1198 (334 amino acids)
Biological process (GO): G protein-coupled receptor signaling pathway
Cellular component (GO): membrane
Molecular function (GO): G protein-coupled receptor activity
Source: RefSeq, a predicted model, not a curated record